This is a messenger RNA of Equus quagga, 1386 nucleotides long. It is a transcript of the gene NR5A1, whose product is annotated as nuclear receptor subfamily 5 group A member 1. Gene Ontology annotation, molecular function: zinc ion binding; nuclear receptor activity; RNA polymerase II cis-regulatory region sequence-specific DNA binding. The transcript is spliced from 6 exons. Gene Ontology annotation, cellular component: RNA polymerase II transcription regulator complex. The record is from RefSeq and is a predicted model, not a curated record. Lineage: Eukaryota; Metazoa; Chordata; Mammalia; Perissodactyla; Equidae. Bases 1 to 1386 code for a protein of 461 amino acids. Gene Ontology annotation, biological process: tissue development; hormone-mediated signaling pathway; regulation of transcription by RNA polymerase II.
AUGGACUAUUCGUACGACGAGGACCUGGACGAGCUGUGCCCCGUGUGUGGGGACAAGGUGUCCGGCUACCACUACGGGCUGCUCACAUGCGAGAGCUGCAAGGGCUUCUUCAAGCGCACAGUGCAGAACAACAAGCACUACACGUGCACCGAGAGCCAGAGCUGCAAGAUCGACAAGACGCAGCGCAAGCGCUGUCCCUUCUGCCGCUUCCAGAAGUGCCUGACGGUGGGGAUGCGCCUGGAAGCCGUGCGUGCUGACCGCAUGCGGGGUGGCCGGAACAAGUUUGGGCCCAUGUACAAGCGGGACCGGGCCCUGAAGCAGCAAAAGAAGGCACAGAUUCGAGCCAAUGGCUUCAAGCUGGAGACAGGCCCCCCAAUGGGGGUACCCCCUCCGCCCCCUCCCCCACCGGACUACAUGCUGCCCCCCGGCCUGCAUGUGCCUGAGCCCAAGGGCCUGGCCUCUGGUCCACCUGCUGGGCCACUGGGCGACUUUGGGGCCCCAGCCCUGCCCAUGGCCGUGCCCAGCACCAACGGGCCCCUGGCUGGCUACCUCUAUCCUGCCUUCCCUGGCCGUGCCAUCAAGUCUGAGUACCCGGAGCCCUACGCCAGCCCUCCGCAGCCUGGGCCACCCUAUGGCUACCCAGAGCCCUUCUCCGGGGGGCCUGGCGUGCCCGAGCUCAUCCUGCAGCUGUUGCAGCUGGAGCCGGACGAGGACCAGGUUCGGGCGCGCAUCAUCGGCUGCCUGCAGGAACCAGCCAAAGGCCGCCCCGACCAGCCUGCGUCCUUCAACCUCCUGUGCAGGAUGGCCGACCAGACCUUCAUCUCCAUCGUGGACUGGGCACGCAGGUGCAUGGUCUUCAAGGAGUUGGAGGUGGCCGACCAGAUGACCCUGCUGCAGAACUGCUGGAGCGAGCUGCUGGUGUUCGACCAUAUCUACCGCCAGGUCCAGCACGGCAAGGAGGGCAGCAUCCUGCUGGUCACCGGGCAGGAGGUGGAGCUGACCACGGUGGCGGCCCAGGCCGGCUCGCUGCUGCAUGGGCUGGUGCUGCGGGCCCAGGAGCUGGUUCUGCAGAUGCACGCGCUGCAGCUGGACCGCCAGGAGUUUGUCUGCCUCAAGUUCCUCAUCCUCUUCAGCCUAGAUGUGAAGUUCUUGAAUAACCACAGCCUGGUGAAGGAUGCUCAGGAGAAGGCCAAUACCGCCCUGCUUGAUUACACCCUGUGCCACUACCCGCACUGCGGGGACAAGUUCCAGCAGCUGCUGCUGUGCCUGGUGGAGGUGCGGGCACUGAGCAUGCAGGCCAAGGAAUACCUGUACCACAAGCACCUGGGCAACGAGAUGCCCCGCAACAACCUGCUCAUCGAGAUGCUGCAAGCCAAGCAGACUUGA